UUUACUUUUUUAGGGAAUGUUUGUUAUUUGUUCAUAUGCCAUUUGCUUUAUUACAGCUUUGUUGCAGGGACACUUGUUUCUUGACAUGUCUUUAAAUAGGCGAAAUUUUCAUGCAAGCAACAAUCAAGUGAAAUCAUCUCGGCGCCUUAUGGGAAAUUGAUUUUCAAAUUUGACACCGAGACUCAACAGCUUUUCAAAACGCGGGCGUAUUUUUUGCAGCGCGGCUCAUGCUGAAGUCAUUCUCCGUCUCAUACAACAGCAGCCAAGGACAAGGGAGCAUCAGCAGAGAGAGGUAAAAGAGGAGAGAGAAAGGUGCCUCCUCUCGCCAUUGCUAUAAUUGUCUCGCUGUUGAAUCGAUGUCGGUGUAAGAGCCGCUCUAACGGGAGGCGACAGGAGGAGAAGCGUGGGAUUUAACUUCACACACGGACAAACCUAUGCUUGGAUUUCGGCUCUUUUUCCCUUCGCCAAUGCAAAAGGAAAUAUGCAGCGAAGCUUCACCAUCCUCUACACCAGUUUACUGGGGAUGUGCUUGGGUUCAAGCUCAAGUUUUCCAAGUAACAUCAAUAUAGGAGGAUUGUUCCCAACCGAAUCGCACGAAUAUGAGGUUUUUCGGUUCGCCCUGUCGCAACACCAGGACAUCCCUAAACUGGUGCCGCAGGUGGAUAUGGUCAAGAUGGGGAAUAGCUUCUCCAUGACAUAUGCCUUUUGCUCCCAGUUCUCCAAAGGUGUGUACGCCAUCAUCGGUCUGUAUGACAGGAAGACAGUCAACAUGCUCAUGUCCUUCUGUGGGGCGCUGCACGUCUGCUUCGUCACGCCGUCCUUCCCCAUAGAGACGGCUAACCAGUUUGUCAUCCAGCUGAGGCCUGAGCUGCAGGACGCUCUGGUGGGAGUGAUCGACCACUACGGAUGGACCAAGUUUGUCUACAUGUACAGUUCUGAUUCAGGCCUGUCAGUGCUGCAGAAGGUCCUGGACACAGCAGCAGAGAGGAACUGGCUGGUUACCUCGGUUAAUGUGGAGACCAUGACAGAGGCCUCUUUCUUGAAAGUGUUCCAGGAUUUGGACAAGAGGAAGGAGGGCCAGAUUAUCAUCGACUGUGAGACUGAGAGGCUCACUGGCAUCCUCAAAAAGAUUGUUGAACAAGGCAAGAAUGCAAAGAGCUAUCACUACAUCCUGGCUAACCUGGGUUUCCUGGACAUCGACCUGACAGACUUGAGGAAAGGUGGGGCGAACAUCACCGGCUUCCAGCUCGUCAACAACUCGGAGCCCGGCGUCAGCCGCGUCGUCCAGCAGUGGAUGGAGUUUGACAACAAGGACUCCAAAGUGCCCAAGAGUGGACUCAAAUACACAGGCGCUUUAACAUAUGACGGGGUGAAAGUCAUGUCCACGGCCUUCCAGAAUCUAAGGAGACAGAGGAUAGACAUUUCUCGCAGGGGCAACGCCGGAGAGUGUCUUGCCAACCCACCAGCUCCCUGGGGACAGGGCAUAGAUAUCCAGAGAGCCUUGCAGCAGGUCCGUAUAGAUGGAUUGACUGGUCACAUUCAGUUCAACGAGAAAGGCCGCAGAACCAACUACACCGUGAGCGUCAUGGAACUGGCCCCAUCUGGACCUAAGAAGGUUGGCUACUGGAACGAGGAUGAGAAAUACGUGACCACCGCCAGCUUCAUGAGAGGCAGCAACGAGACUUACGGCCUGCAGAACAGAACGUACAUAGUCACCACUAUCUUGGAGUCUCCAUAUGUGAUGCUGAAGAAGAACCAUGAGCAGCUCGUGGGAAACGAUAAGUACGAGGGCUACAUCGUCGAGUUGGCUGCAGAGAUAGCCAAACACGUGGGCUACCAGUACAAACUGAAGAUUGUUUCAGAUGGCAAGUAUGGAGCCAGGGAUCCUGAAACCAAGAUGUGGAACGGCAUGGUGGGCGAACUGGUGUAUGGGAAAGCAGAUGUGGCUGUGGCUCCUCUGACCAUCACCCUGGUCCGUGAAGAAGUCAUCGACUUCUCCAAGCCCUUCAUGUCCCUUGGUAUCUCCAUCAUGAUUAAGAAACCCACCAAAUCCAAACCUGGUGUGUUUUCAUUCCUGGACCCGCUGGCUUACGAGAUCUGGAUGUGCAUAGUGUUUGCCUACAUUGGCGUCAGCGUCGUCCUCUUCCUUGUCAGUCGGUUCAGCCCGUACGAGUGGCACGCUGAGGACUACGAGGAGGGAGGUGAGCCACAGACUCCCACUCAGGCUGCAGCCUCUAACGGAAUGCAGCAGGGCCAGACGCCAACUCAGCAGAACACCAACCCACAGAGUCCUGAGCAGACCAAUGAGUUCGGCAUCUUCAACUCCCUUUGGUUUUCACUGGGCGCCUUCAUGCAGCAGGGAUGCGAUAUCUCACCACGCUCUCUGUCUGGCCGUAUUGUUGGAGGCGUGUGGUGGUUCUUCACCCUUAUCAUCAUCUCCUCCUAUACUGCCAACUUGGCUGCCUUCCUGACAGUGGAGAGGAUGGUGUCUCCUAUAGAGAGUGCUGAGGAUUUGGCCAAGCAGACUGAAAUCGCCUAUGGAACGCUGGAUGCCGGUUCCACCAAAGAGUUCUUCAGGAGGUCUAAGAUCGCUGUGUUCGAGAAGAUGUGGUCCUACAUGAAGGCGGCUGACCCAUCUGUGUUUGUCAAGACCACGGACGAGGGUGUAAUGAGAGUCAGGAAGUCCAAGGGCAAGUAUGCCUACCUGCUGGAGUCCACUAUGAACGAGUACAUAGAGCAGAGGAAACCCUGCGACACCAUGAAGGUGGGAGGGAACCUGGACUCUAAAGGUUAUGGCAUCGCCACACCCAAGGGCUCCCCUCUCAGUUUGCGCACGUCACACAGACAUUUACAACUCCAUCGUGCCCAUAUUCAUGACUGAAGCCCAUCUUUGUUUGUGUCUGCAUAUGUACGUAUGCAGCCAGCCUAUUCGUAGCUGACUUGUGAGCACUGGCAGAAGUGUAAAGUACGACUAUGGAAUAUGUUCCCACACUUGUUUUCCUGCUGCCCUUUAAUUACAUUCUUCUUCAUAAGUAUUUGCGAUGGCUGGUUUCAUGCGGUCUGCUUUGAAACUCGAGCAUCCCCUGGAACACACACGCAUACAAGAUGUAACUGCACCUCUCACAAACCAGCAGGGCUUUUGAAGCAGGAUCCCAAAUACAAGGAGCACAUCCCAUAUGGCUACUUUCCCACUUACACCAGGGCUCGCACCUUGAAUGUAGUCAGCAGAGUUGAAUUUAUAUUUGCCAUAUUCAAUGUAAUGAUUGAUGCAAUGAAUGAUAAUUCAUACUUGAUGUACUUAUGCCAUCGAUGUCCAAGAGCAGCAGCUGUCAUUUCACAUUACAUUAACAUAUUAACCAACUUCCCAUUCAUAUUUCUCCUGUUACUACAGAGAGAGAACAGGAGCUGGUGGCAUCUGAAGCUUUUAAUCUGUCUCUAAUAGGCCCCAUUCAUUUUAAUGAAAGGAGCCAUAUGGGGAGAUUUCAUUCAAACUCUCUGAGGAUUCAUUCGGCUUCCACCUUGGUUGACAGCCAAAGGUCAGAACACGCUGACAAGCCUUAGUCAGUGGCUCCUUAUAAAAUCCAGACAAAUUGGAUUUCAUACUGCCAGUAAGUGCUGUAUUAGUAGUAAGACAAGUGGUGAAUUGAAUCUGCUCCCAAAUCAUGUCGUCAGCUUGGUCUAAACGUACAGUGUAGCAAUGCCAUGCAGUGUUGAACAGCCGAGGAUGGCCCCCAUUAUCUCCCUCUCUUUGUGUUAAUUAUUAGCCAACGAUGUGUGUUAUUCGCAGGUUGCCACUCUGUCCAUUCACAGAUGUCUGAUACUGAGUUUCACUAACAGAUAACAAAUGUUCAUGAUUGGACGUUUUGUGUUAAAGGAAUGGAAAUGAGAAUAAUUCGAAUGUUUUUUAUGGGUCAGGGAGAAGUGAACUGAUUGUGCUGCUUACCUAGAAUCCGACAUAUGUGAAUGUCCUGUCAGUUCAAAGAGUUCAGUUCAAUUAUAACUGUAAUGCAUUGUUGAUACAUGACUUUGUAUUGCUGAAUUUUCAAUUUGCUGAACAUUAGGGAUGCACCGAUCUGACUUUCUCUCUCAAGAUACUGAGUCAGAUACAUAAUCUCAGAGUAUCUGCUCAUACCGAUCAGAUACCAGUUCACAUUGCGUGGAACUCAUUGGGAAAAUUCUUAUGUAGAUUAACUGUAGCUAAAGAAAAACAUCAAUUCAGUUUUUGGUUAAAUUAGCUAGCCAUGAUUACAACACUUUCUGUUUCACUGCAUUCACGUUAAAAUGCAUUUAUUGUGCUUCACAAGUGGAGAGUAACAAUGGUGGAAAGAAACUAAGUACAUUUACUCAGUUACUGUACUGAAGUAUAAAAUUUGAAGUACUUGAAGUAGUUUUACUCCAGUACAAUUAUCUGACAGCUGUAGUUACUAGUUACUUUUUAGAUUAAGAUUUUUUCAUACAAAACAUAUGAAGAAUUUAUAAAAUAUGAUGCUUUGUGAUAAAUGAAAGUACAUACCUAACAAUAUACAUAAGUAGAGCUGAAAUGAUCAGUUGAUUAAUCGAUUAGCUGAUUGACAGAAAACUUAGCCUAUUUUGAUAAUCUUUGCCAAAAUGCCAAACAGUUCAUGGUUCCACCUACUCAAAUAUUUGCUGCUUUUCCUAUAACUUAUUUUAGUAAUUUUUAUUAUUUUUAAUAAUUGUGAGGUUUGAGCAAAACAAACACAAUUAUUUUCUGAACUUUUACUGACAAAACAGUCAGUUGAAUUGAUUAAUUGAGCAGGUAAUCAGCAGAUUAUUCCAUAAGGAAAAUUAUUAUUUACAGCCCUAAAUAAAUACAUCUCAACCAACUACAACAGUAAAAUGCUGCCUAGACAUUAAUGUAACAGUAGCGAUAGUCUAAUGUUGAAAUAAUAUAACAGUCACAUGGGACAUUUUUCUGCGUGAGUACUUAAGUACUUUUUCCUGAUAAUACUUACAUACUUUCAGUGCAUGACCUUAACUUGUAAUGUAUUUUAAAUUUUUACAGAGUGGUAUUAGUACUUUUACUUAAGGAUCUGAAUACUUCCUUCACCACUUAGACUAGCAGCAGUAAAGCAACGGAAUGAAGCAGAAUAGAAAAUCGCACAUGUAUAAUGUGGAUUGUCACUUAUGGCCGAAACAGAUCUCACAACAUUGAACUUGUCAUUGGAUAUAUAAAAAUAUAUAUGUUGUAUUAUUUUUGUUGCACUGCAGCCCCUAAUUGAAAGUAGCUCUUUGAAAACAAAGCUACUCAAAUGACAUAACUCUUUGUUUUACAGGGCGGUCAUCAAAGAACACUUCCUGAUCCUGAUUCCUGUUUAAUGUUCUGUAUAUAUUCUGUGCUUCCUGCUCCAUUUCUUACAUGCACGAUGUCCAGCCACCCCCAUGUCUGCCUGACUGUUUACCCCAUCCUGCCUAACAUACAGUAGCCUCCCUGACAUCUGCUCGCCUCGAACCAACUGAUCAAACUAACAUAAUGACCUGUAGGUCUCCAGACCAUUCAUGUCCACACACUUUGACUUCUUUCUUUCUGUCUGAGUCCACUGGGCUGAGAAAGAAUUCAGAGGUUUUACCAGCUCCGUGUUCCCUACAGCUGUGUUGUGAACUCAAGGUUGGGGAUAAAGACUCUUCUGCGUCCACUGGUGAGAAAGGCAGAAUGUUACCAAGCUAAAUUGUUGCUGCUGAAGAGAAGAACAGACACUGAUUCGAGAGCAAAGACAAUCUGACAAAGUCUGUAAUCUUAACUUCUUUUAUGCAAAUUAUGAUGUCAGAUUUUGCCUUUCUGUGAUUUGUGGAUGGAGAGAGUCUUUGUUCACGGCCAGUCAGCUAUAGGAAAUACACACACACACUCACCAGAGAGAGAGAGCAACCUUUGAGGAGAUGCUUUGGACGAGACGGUUCGUAUGGUCUCAGGACUCUCUAUAGUUGGUCACACAGUUUCCUUUCAGCCUGUUAAAGACAUAAACUUUCCAUGAAAGUGAACCUGACUGUUAAAACAUUCAAAGCCUCAGUCUGUAUCUCUGCUGAUAGUUAUAAAUGAAUCAACAUGGGCCUCUAUCCACCAGGAUGCCGUUAUGGGUUGAAUAUUGAUAGGUUAGUUACCAUAGCAAUCUGUAUGCUGGUGCCACUGAAAGGAAAUUACCAUCUGUAGACAGUCCUCUGUAUCCAAGUCAUCUCCAUUUAUAGUGUCUGCUCUGCCUCUCUCUGAGGCCCCUGCUUGGUAAAACCUGACUUUACUACUGUAUGGGUGCUCAGCAUUUUAGCCCCAACUAACAUAUAUUGAACAUGUGCAUCCAAAGCCAGGACUCCUGCUUCAUAUCAGUAGUUAUCAGCAGGAGAGUCUCAAAUAGAAAGUCAAUGUUGUCAUAAUCACCACCACCAUGCGACCAAUCUUUUUAUAUCUGUCCCAUAGAGUGUCUCCUAAUGACUAUCAUUUUAUAUUAU
Molecule: messenger RNA, 6459 nt
Organism: Seriola aureovittata
Lineage: Eukaryota; Metazoa; Chordata; Actinopteri; Carangiformes; Carangidae
Gene: gria1a
Product: glutamate receptor, ionotropic, AMPA 1a
Exons: 14
Coding region: 482-2881 (799 amino acids)
Biological process (GO): synaptic transmission, glutamatergic; modulation of chemical synaptic transmission
Cellular component (GO): postsynaptic membrane; AMPA glutamate receptor complex; plasma membrane
Molecular function (GO): transmitter-gated monoatomic ion channel activity involved in regulation of postsynaptic membrane potential; AMPA glutamate receptor activity
Source: RefSeq, a predicted model, not a curated record